Messenger RNA from Cyprinus carpio (common carp), 491 nucleotides. RefSeq names its product LYR motif-containing protein 4-like. Gene Ontology annotation, biological process: iron-sulfur cluster assembly. The record is from RefSeq and is a predicted model, not a curated record. Gene Ontology annotation, cellular component: mitochondrion; L-cysteine desulfurase complex. NCBI's taxonomy places the organism in Eukaryota, Metazoa, Chordata, Actinopteri, Cypriniformes, Cyprinidae.
ACUUCUUCUGACACUAGAUGGCAAUGUUUCAUGCGCAACUCAACGCAACGCGAGAAGAACUACACUGAACUCAACAUGGCUUCGUGCAGCAGGACUCAAGUGAUCUCGCUCUACAGGAUGCUUGUGAAAGAGAGUAAAAAAUUCUCCUCAUAUAAUUACAGAACAUACGCACUUCGCAGAGUGAAAGAUGGCUUCAGGGAGAACCUUCAUGUUGACAACCCCAAAACACUGGAUAUGCUCAUAAAUCAAGCUAGAGAGAACCUGGCCGUCAUUAAGAGACAGGUUUCCAUUGGCCAUCUGUAUUCUGCUCAGAGGACUGUUGUUGAAAAAGAGCCUCAUUUAUAAAUGUCUUAAGCAGCAAAAUUUGUUAUUAAUGACAAAUCUGUUUAUCCUACGAGCUGCGCCACUAGUUGACCUUCUCUGUAAAAUUGUAUAUGAUAGUAUACUGUAAAUGUAUGUUCAUGUUAAUAAAAGCAAAUAGCCUAUCUAUA